AUGAGUGUUUCGAAUCGUAAAAGAAGUACUACAGUCUUGCCAUUAACUCCGAUCACCCCUAAUACAGAUUUCAAAUCACAAAAUGAUCAUCCAAAGGUAACCCAACAACGAAAUGAACGUGGACUAGGAAUGUCCCGAGUCUAUAGUAUACCAGCAGCUAUUGUCCCACAAACCUUGACACAUCCUGAUGAUGAUGAUAUUAACUCUAAAAAUUUACCAAAAUCUCCAAAUGAAACUAUUCCAAAAUGGACACAAGUUGGCUUUCAAUCCAUUUUCCAAGGCACAGAGAGAUCAAACCCAAGUCUUAAGUCACAUCAUAUGAUUGUACCUAAUGCUGAUAGUGAUAUUUCAAGACAGAGAUCACCAUUUGCGUCAUCAUCUUCGCAUUCGAAUGAAAGGCUCAGCAGAUAUAACACUAGAAUAUCAGAAAGUGACGAAGAACGGCUUUCCACUAAUGAUAGUAUAUUCACAUUUGAUUCUAGUGUGAAGGAAACAAAAUCGAAUUCAUUAUUUAAUGCUGCUAGAAAGGAGUCUGCUAGUUUUAGUGAGAAGACAUCAAGAUUAUUUAAGAACGGUAGUAGUCAUAAAAAUAAAAAAGCCAUUGGUAAUACGAAUGAGAACAAUAGCAGUAGUAGCAGUAUCAACAGUAAAACAAGUAAUGGGAAACCGAACUCAUUAUCUAAAGUAGCAAGGAAAAUAUUUCAUGGUAAGACUCAUAGACAUAUACGGAAAGAUGAAAAUGAGUUGGCUAUGCCAAGUUCAUUCAGUAAGUUUCUACAUUCAUCUAUUGGUAAGCAUAAAUCUCCUGUUCAAUUCAUUCAUAACACAAAGGGCGCUCUCGUAGAUUCAGGGAAAUCCGGUUAUUCUUUUAAUCCUGGAAGUAUGGUCAAUAAUACUAAUGAUGUAUCAAUGUCACUUGAUGAUGAGGAUAGUUUUGACUCAGCUAAUGUUACAAUCUUACAUGAUUUUUUGAAAAAUUUAUCAUCUUUGGAAAGUAAUUAUAAAUUAUUCAAUGCUCAAGAAGUACACAUAUUGGCUGGAAAUAUCUGGAGCAUAUAUCGUAAUGUUGUUGUUGAGUUAUUUAAAGGUCGGAAACUUUGGCAUUUAGAAGCUAAAGUUGAAGAUAUCGAUAGGAUGCUUGAAUUUUAUCUUGUAUUGAGAACAGAAAUUAAGAAUCCAUCAUCGCAUACAAGACUUCUUAGUGAAAUUGAAGAAUUAAUAACAUCGUCAUUGUUUAUUUUCGAAAAUCAAAUUGUUUUCAAUUAUAAUAAUGAGAGUGCAAUGAAUUCACCAUUGAAAAGAUUAGGUAUCAUAUGGAGAAUAUUUUACGAAGAAGUUUUUUAUGAUGUUACGGCAUGCUUAUUACCUUUGGAGAAAAGUUUUGAAAGGAAUCCAAAAUAUUGGCUGGAUAUAUCAUCUGAUAUUCAAUCGAUUAAUCAUUUGUUAUUGAAAGGUUUCCGUGAUUCUAUUGUUCUGCCAUAUUAUCAAAAUUUUAUUCAUAGCCACGAAGGAGCUAGUAAGAGUUUCCAAAUGUAUAUAUUCAGUGAAGAGGAAGAAAGCAGUAUUUCAGAACAAGAUAAAUUGACGCUUUUACAGUGCUUAGGAAUAUUAGGGACGAUACAAGGGAAAGAUAGAAAUCAAAUCGUCAUUGAAGAACUAUUAGAAGGUGUAAGGAUGAGUAUAUAA
Molecule: messenger RNA, 1686 nt
Organism: Naumovozyma dairenensis CBS 421
Lineage: Eukaryota; Fungi; Ascomycota; Saccharomycetes; Saccharomycetales; Saccharomycetaceae
Gene: BIT2
Product: Bit2p
Exons: 1
Coding region: 1-1686 (561 amino acids)
Biological process (GO): TORC2 signaling
Cellular component (GO): TORC2 complex
Source: RefSeq, a predicted model, not a curated record